This is a messenger RNA of Pundamilia nyererei, 1091 nucleotides long. RefSeq names its product glycerophosphodiester phosphodiesterase domain containing 2 (gene gdpd2). Gene Ontology annotation, molecular function: glycerophosphodiester phosphodiesterase activity. Lineage: Eukaryota; Metazoa; Chordata; Actinopteri; Cichliformes; Cichlidae. The coding region runs from base 325 to 1047 and encodes 240 amino acids. The record is from RefSeq and is a predicted model, not a curated record. Gene Ontology annotation, cellular component: plasma membrane. The transcript is spliced from 9 exons.
GAAAAAUCAUAAUCAGAAACUGGAUGAGGCGUGGCCACACGUGGUGCGGACGCCAAAUUGCUGUGCAGCCCACAGACUCACGGUAAGUAAAAGGGAUGGUGGAAAGAGAGGGUGGCGACAGAGGGUCUUUUCCAAGACCGGUGCGUCUUUGCCAGUUCGCGGCGUGCGAAGAUCUCCAUGACCUAGAUUGACUGCACACAGGAUUGGUGAGAUCAAUCAGCCCAAACUUCGUCACUGCAUCCAGAGAAAAGCAUUAGCUUCUUCAGUGUCCACACAGCACAAAACCAGAUCUGCAUUUCCUACGCUUGUGGAUGAGAAGGAGAAAUGUUGUCUCAAGUCUGUUUGUGCUGCCUGUUCUUCAGCAGGGGCUUUUAUAGCUGCCGCUGGACGGAGUCAAGUAGUCAAAGGAGAAAGUGCAGAUGGUUGUCGCUCUUAGUUGUCACUUUGAUGUCUCUGCUUUCCCUGUGCUGGUUGUAUAUUUGUUUUGCCAUCUCUAAUGACCAACAGAAUGUUAAUGAGGUAAUAUUCAGGACACUGAAGACAUGGCUAAACUACUUCCUGGUAGUGGUGAUCAUUUCUGCAGUGCUGGCCAGCUACUGUAUCCUGCUGCUGCUCUUUGCCUUGAUCCAAGUUGCCUUAGCGGAGCAACUCCACUUACACUGGCUCCAUAAGAUCAUUUUCUGUUUUUGUGUAAUAUUCAUCACAGCUUUGGCUUCAGGAGUAAGCAUAAAGGGGAGGGAAGAAUGGCCAACAGUUCUUACUCUACUCCAGGCCACGGCUCCCUUCCUGCAGUUUGGUGCUGUUGGAGCGUUGACUCUGCUAAGCCCGUUUGUCUUUCAUCGCUUCCACUUGGCCAAAACACGAUCUAAGAUGGUCAUUGCAGGGAUGUUUCUAGUGGUCUCAGCAGCCAUCUUCCUGUGUCCCCUGCUCAUCCACUCUCCUUGUCUAAUAGAAGUGCAGGAACUACCUGAAAAACCUAAACUUAUCGGCCACAGAGGCGCGCCGAUGGUGAGCGUCUUGUUUUACUUGGCACCACCCUGCAAAUAAACAUAAUUAAACAGUGGUGACAUUACACCUUUGGAUAGAGCUGC